Molecule: messenger RNA, 246 nt
Organism: Protopolystoma xenopodis
Lineage: Eukaryota; Metazoa; Platyhelminthes; Monogenea; Polystomatidea; Polystomatidae
Source: the annotation of a GenBank genome assembly
AUGAGACCAAUCGGUGCGUUUUGUCAUAAAUCACUUGGACCAUCUCGUCUCGAUUGGGCUCUUCUGGAAGGCCUCUACGACCAGUCCCCUUCUGCCUCAUCCUGGAGUUCAACAAUGACUGGUUUGGUCACUCCGGCCAACCGGUCUGGUCCGCAACUUUACUGGCACUUUGACCGUACCGUCAAACUGUCGGCCUCCUUCCUUGGAUGUACCAGGCCUGACCCAAUUCAAAGGGGUGGGCACUAG